GGUGAACCAAAACCCCAAAGCAGGCUCAUUCUCUGCUUUAGUAUCUUGCAGAUCAGGUCUGCUGAGUUGUUUUUUUGGAAGGGAUUUAGUAACUUUUUUUUUUAAUCUCUUUCCCCUUCCCUCUGCUCCUUCUUGAAUAGGAAACCUCCAUUUUAGAGGAGUACAACAUUAACUGGACGCAGAAGCUGGGAGCUGGGAUCAGUGGUCCUGUUAGAGUCUGCGUGAAAAAAUCGUCUCAAGAACGCUUUGCACUGAAAAUUCUUCUCGAUCGUCCAAAAGCUAGAAAUGAGGUACGUCUGCACAUGAUGUGUGCAACACAUCCAAAUAUUGUUCAAAUUAUUGAAGUUUAUGCUAACAGUGUGCAGUUCCCACAUGAAUCCAGCCCAAGGGCUCGGCUUCUAAUUGUAAUGGAGAUGAUGGAAGGGGGAGAGCUAUUUCACAGAAUCAGCCAGCACCGGCACUUUACUGAGAAGCAAGCAAGCCAAGUAACAAAGCAGAUAGCUUUGGCUUUGCAGCAUUGCCACUCAUUAAACAUUGCACAUAGAGACCUCAAGCCUGAGAACCUUCUCUUCAAGGAUAACUCUUUGGAUGCACCUGUUAAAUUAUGUGACUUUGGAUUUGCCAAAAUAGACCAAGGUGACUUGAUGACACCACAGUUCACUCCGUAUUAUGUAGCACCUCAGGUAUUGGAGGCACAGAGACGGCAUCAGAAAGAAAAGUCUGGUAUUAUCCCCACCUCUCCAACACCUUACACUUAUAACAAGAGCUGCGACCUGUGGUCCCUGGGUGUCAUUAUUUAUGUGAUGCUGUGUGGAUACCCUCCAUUUUACUCCAAACAUCACAGUCGGACAAUUCCAAAGGACAUGCGGAAAAAGAUCAUGACAGGAAGUUUUGAAUUUCCAGAGGAAGAGUGGAGCCAGAUCUCAGAAAUGGCAAAAGACAUUGUGCGAAAGCUGCUGAAGGUCAAACCUGAGGAACGGCUGACUAUUGAAGGUGUUCUGGACCAUCCCUGGCUCAACUCCACCGAGGCACUUGAUAACAUCCUACCCUCCGCCCAGCUGAUGAUGGACAAGGCAAUGGUUGCAGGGAUACAACAGGCUCAUGCAGAACAGCUUGCGAACAUGAGAAUCCAAGACCUCAAAGUCAGUCUCAAACCCCUUCACUCCGUCAACAACCCAAUCCUGCGCAAGAGGAAAUUACUGGGCACUAAGCCGAAGGACGGUGUUUAUAUCCACGACCCUGAGAAUGGAAGUAAUGAUUCCAAUGUGGCUUUGGAAAAGCUCAGAGAUGUGAUUGCACAGUGCAUUCUACCGCAGGCUGGAGAGAAUGAAGAUGAGAAGUUGAAUGAAGUAAUGCAGGAGGCCUGGAAGUAUAAUCGAGAGUGUAAGUUGCUGCGAGACACUCUUCAGAGCUUCAGUUGGAAUGGCAGAGGAUUCACAGAUAAAGUGGAUCGACUAAAACUGGCAGAAAUAGUAAAACAAGUUAUUGAAGAGCAGACAAACUCCCAUGACUCUCAAUAGCUGGAGCUUCUUAAUCUUAUUUUUUUUACCAUUUAAGAUUUAUUCUUUAACUGUAAAAAGUAUUUUUAUGUAAAUUAAUAAAUCAUAAUUAUUUCAU
Messenger RNA from Struthio camelus australis, 1617 nucleotides. Lineage: Eukaryota; Metazoa; Chordata; Aves; Struthioniformes; Struthionidae. The record is from RefSeq and is a predicted model, not a curated record.